Molecule: messenger RNA, 1382 nt
Organism: Durusdinium trenchii
Lineage: Eukaryota; Dinophyceae; Suessiales; Symbiodiniaceae
Source: the annotation of a GenBank genome assembly
CUAGCCUAGUUUAAUACACACCCAUUUGGACACUGUUGUCCAAUUUAUUACCAUUGUCACCGCUGUUCGCCAGUUCGCCAUGAGCCACAUUAGCACGGCACCUUGCCCACAGCACUAUACGAGUUGCAGCAACUGGUCCUUUAAUUUCAAGCCUGAACAGGUCUGUUGGCGUGUUUUGCAGGCAGACACAGACAAUUAGUUCUUGUUGAUGGGUUAUAAAUUAUGGCUGAAUCACGAAUCACCAUAGUGAAUCCCGACUGCGCUGUUUGUUGUCAACAUUCUUAUGCCAAUGAUCAUUUGGCCCACCAGGGGAAGAAUGAACAACCACUACUGACCCUGAUGGUUUUGUUGUUGGCAGUUUUGCUUGGUGCCAAAAUGAUCCGAGCCAGCUCGGUCUUCUCUCACAAACACCGAGGAGGCUCGGUCUUCUUCUCAUUCAGUCAGACUCCAACCGCUACAGGACCUCGACGCGGACGGACCUGUCGAUUCAGCUCGACGCUGACGGACCUGCCGAGCAGUGAUGGCAUCUCAGGUCGGAGCUCGAGCCCCAAAGCUCGAAAGGAGAGCAAGCUCGCCGAGCCUCCGGAUUGGCUCCCGAAGUCUCCAGAUGAGAAGCCCAAACCUGUGGAAGCGCCUCGUGCGCCCAAAUCGAAUCCCGCGCCGGUGCCCGGCGAGGGCCGAGCAGCAGCACCGUUGCAACAACAGCCUGCUAAAGCCGCAGGCGAUGUGCCCGACUGGCUGCAGGACCUUUUUGGUGGCUCCAAUGCCCCGAGCAACGUGGCGGGGCCCUUGCUGCGGCCAAGAGUACCUCAUAGAGAGGUAAUGGUGCCACAGCAGUGUGUGGCCAGGCUGAUCGGCAAGGGCGGCGAGGUGAUCAUGGGCAUUUGCAAUCAAACAGGUGCCGACGUGAAGAUUCGCCAAGAGACCAAGGAGCUUGGCUAUAGCCUGGCCAUCAUCACGGGGCAUCCAGAUGCCAUGGACGCCGCCGAGCGCUUGGUGAGGCAGAAACUGGGCCUCUCUGGCACGGGCUUUGCCUCCAAGGAGCUGACCGUCCAGUCAGAGCAUGUGCCCACCAUCAUGGGGGCAAAGGGUGGCAACCUGGCACGGAUCCGGCAGCAGGCCGGGAACUUGGCAAUUGAGCUCAGACCUCCUGACCUUCCUGGAAUGGCGCACACAGCCAUCUUGGGGCCUGGCAGCCAGGAGCAGCUGAUGGUGGCUGAGCAGUUGAUUAUGGCAACCCUCGCAGAGGCGGCCGUGGCCACCGCCAUCUCAAAUCGAUGAGGCGAUGAACACCACGAAGCCCCUGCGGCGGAGUUGCGCAUCCCGCGGGAGGGGCGUAGAGAUCGGGGGCUCUUGCCGGGUGCGAAAACCGGAGUAGCGAG